Prorocentrum cordatum is the source of this 1665-nucleotide messenger RNA. NCBI's taxonomy places the organism in Eukaryota, Dinophyceae, Prorocentrales, Prorocentraceae. The record is from the annotation of a GenBank genome assembly.
AUGCACGGGAAGGAGUGCGAAUGGAUCGGCCCUCCGCCCUGUCCCACGCCGACCGGCCAUGCGGCCAAGCUGGUGGUCUUCGAUUUCGACCUGACGCUGACCCAGUUCCACGUCUUCAAGAGCUUGGCGGGCUGGAUGCUCAGCUCUGCCCUGCUGCUGGCCAAGUUUCGGAUGGCCGAUGGCUGGAAGUGCACAGACGAGGAGCGGUUGCCCGUGAGCCCGCCCUACGCCACCACCGAGCUCGGGCAGGUGGUGCGCAUCAUGGAGCUUAACAAGGGGGGCACGUUCCGAAGGCGCGGCGGCUUCGCCACCGCGUCAUUCGGCGGCCACCGGCGAGUGGCGCGCAUGCGGCGGUUGUUGAAGGGCCUCAAGGAGCGGGGCGCUGUGCUGCUGGUGGUUACCAAGGGGCUCGUCGGCACUGUGCGAAAGGUGCUGGACGACCUGGAGUUGCUCACAUAUUUCAGCCAGGUCUACGGACACAUGGGCGCGCACUACGGCUCCACGCAGUUCGAUCAGGAGUGUGCGAUGCAGAUUCCUUCUCCGGACGUCACGAGGUUCUUGGGGCCGAAGUGCGCGUUGCACAAGGAUUUCAAGGGCGUCUUAGUCCAGGAACUUAUGGAGCGCUUCGGGCUCAGGAAGGCACACGUCGUGCUUGUGGACGACGACCCUAAGGAGAUUACGUUAGCCGCGCCCAUCUGCCGGACUGUUUGGGUCAAGGAUGUCAACGGUAUGCGGUCGCAUCAGAUCCGCGCGCUCCGUGCGAUGGUCGAUGGGCAGGGCCGGAGAUUCCCGAGGAGACCAGAGAAUCCCGAGGAGACCGAUGUGACCAUCCUAUCUUCUCAGACCCCCUAUCUGCUCAGAGCUCCCGAGGAGACCAGAAGAUCGGAGCACCUGAUCAUCCACUGCGUCCGACAGCGCAAGGGUAAGCCCGCGAGCUACUCGAGCAUGCUCAGCUGCUGCUUCCGGCCAUGCUUUCUUCACUGCCGGCAGGAGGGGAAGAAGUGCGGCUCCACCCGCCGCUGCCUGCACGAGCGGAAGCUAGCGCACGAAAGGCAACAAUUAGGAGGGGCAGUCCGCUUCUUUGGGCUACAGAGCCGAGUGCAGUACCGGGUAAAGUCUUUCCAGCCGAUGGGGGGCGGCACCGGCGGGCGCCUCCUGGCCGAGCGCUCGGUGCUGCUGGGCUGGUGCGAGAUGUCGCGGGUGCCGCUGCCAGACAUAUCGGGACUCGUCAGUUUGAAGGUCGACGGCUUCGGGCCCGACACCCGCAAGGACGAGGUCUGGGACCUCUUCCGCAAGUGCGGCAAGAUCGGCGACGUCUACCUGCCGAGGGACCCGCAGACACAGAAGGGUCGCGGCUUCGCCUUCGUCCGCUUUCACGACAAGCAGGACGCAGAGAACGCGGUCAAAAGUUUGGAUGGCGAGAGGUUCGAUGGUCAACCCCUGAAGGUGCAGUUCGCCGAGCAGGGCCGCCGGGACCUGGACCCGGGCAGCUCGCGGGGCAUGGCGAGCCGCCGCCGGAGCCCCAGCAGGCGCCGGAGCCCGAGCAGGGGCAGGGGCAGACGAGGCCGCAGCGACUCCGACAGCCGCGGCCGCAGCCGCGGCAGGCGGGGCGGAGGCCGUUCACGUUCUCGGCACAGCCGGUCGCGGUCGAGAAGGAGGAGGUGA